Messenger RNA from Erigeron canadensis, 873 nucleotides. RefSeq lists its product as uncharacterized. Lineage: Eukaryota; Viridiplantae; Streptophyta; Magnoliopsida; Asterales; Asteraceae. The transcript is spliced from 3 exons. The coding region runs from base 1 to 873 and encodes 290 amino acids. The record is from RefSeq and is a predicted model, not a curated record.
AUGGCCGAAUGUGUUGAUUUGCUUGAACAAGGUGAAUCAUCACGACCAUACAUACCCCGUAUGUCUAGACCUAUGUUCAUGCACAUUGUGAACGACAUAAUAUCAUACCCAUCUCGCAAUCCAGGUCCUGUGCCUUUGCGUUUUAAAAGAAUGCAAGACAAGCAGCUUGAUGCCCGAGGAAAGCCUGGUUUCAGCACCAUCCAAAAGUGUGUAUGCACCAUACGUCAAUUGGCGUAUGGCUACAAUCCCGACUCACUUGACGAGUAUCUACAGAUGGGUGAAGAAACAGCAAGGUGGAUGAAUACUUGCGUAGACCAACACCAGAGGACAUACAACGCUUGUACGCUCGACAUGAAGAGCUUCAUGGCUUCCCAGGCAUGCUUGGAAGCAUUGAUUGCAUGCACUGGCCUUAGAAGAACUGUCCCAAGACAUGGCAAGUCGCCUUUAUUUAGGAAAAUCAUUGAAGAUCGUGCACCUGAUAGCCCGUUCACUGUCAAUGGCACCCACUACAAAAAGGGUUACUAUCUCGCAGACGACAUAUAUCCCGUUGUAAAGUCGUAUUCAUGCCCUCUAGACGAGAAGCGGAAGAAAUUUAAAAAGUUUCAAGAAAGUGCCCGGAAGGAUGUCGAGCGUGCCAUUGGAGGGCUUCAAAACUCAUGGCACAUUCUAACCCAACCAGCAAGAUCAAAAAGCGUGAAUCGGAUCACUCGAACAAUGUACGCCUGUGUUAUAUUGCAUAACAUGAAGGUUGAAGACGCGGGGUACGCCAUAAGCUCACUGGAGGAUGGAGACGACAUUGAUCCAAUCGUCUUACCAGAGCGUACGUUCGAGGAAAGGAUUGCAUUUCACCAACGUACCGGCAAGGAGCUUUGA